UGUCAUCAAGUUUCUUCUUAGUGUAAAUAUUCGAGUAAAAAUUAAAAAGGCAUGUCUUUAGAGGGUAUCUGUUCCGGUAGCCACAUUUUAGUUUAGUUUUGCGAUCGAGCGAUCUGAGCUCGAUUGUUGACGUCUCAGCGCACCCAGCGUGACGACGUCACCGCAGCGGGAGUUUCCUCGCUCAGGUCUGAUGAGCAACCAUCACGUGACCCCGUUGUGAUUCUUUCUCUCCGUUUUCAGACUCACUUGACGCGUCAGCUGCACAGAGGUGGAACAUGAGCGCCUUCACGACUCUCAGGACGGGCCAGACGAUGCCCACGGUCGGCCUCGGUACAUGGAAGAGUGCCCCGGGCCAGGUGAAACAGGCCGUGUUGACCGCUUUGGACUGCGGCUACAGGCACAUCGAUUGCGCGGCGGCGUAUUGCAAUGAACAGGAGGUGGGAGAGGCUCUGGCUCUCAGGGUCGGUCCGGGAAAGACUUUGCGUCGUGACGAAGUGUUUGUGACGUCGAAACUGUGGAACACCAAACACGAGCCCUCGGACGUCGAGCAAACAUGCAGGACCACCCUGGCCCACCUGGGUCUCUCCUACGUGGACCUGUAUCUGAUCCACUGGCCCAUGGCCUUUCAAGCGGGGAACGAGCUGAUGCCUCGACGGGAGGACGGCAGCGUGCGUUACUCCGACAGGCACUACACGGACACUUGGGCCGCCAUGGAGGACCUCGUGGACCGAGGCCUGGUCAAGGCCGUCGGGCUGUCCAACUUCAACGCCAGGCAGGUGGAUGACAUCAUCAAAAUGGCCAGACACAAGCCUGCGGUAAACCAGGUGGAAAGUCAUCCGUAUUUGUCCCAAGCAGAUCUUCUUGCUCACUGUCGGUCAGCGGGAGUCUGCCUGACCGCCUACAGUCCUUUGGGCAGCGGGGAUCGACCCUGGGCCUCUGCCCAGGAGCCUCGUCUCCUGGAGGAUCCUCAACUGGGAGAAAUCGCUCAGAGACUCCACAAGACACCGGCCCAGAUCAUACUCAGGUGGCACGUUCAGAGGGGCGUUGUGUGCAUCCCCAAAAGCGUGACCGCCUCCAGAAUCCAGGAGAACCUGCAACUUUUUGACUUUUCCCUGUCAGAGGACGACAUGACGCUGGUCGACGCUUUAAACCGCGGCCAGCGCUUCAUCGUGCCAACAGUCGAGAGGGAUGGCAAGAGAGUUUGGAGAGAUGCUGAACACCCCCACUUCCCAUUCCACGACCCUUACUGAGCCGAUAUUUACAUGUACCUCGUGUGCGCAUUUUGUCAUUUCAAUUGCAAAAUCUAUUUCUAUCAAUUACUCAAUCUAUGCAAUAAUUAGUACAAUAAAUUCUGAUAAUUUUCA
Syngnathoides biaculeatus (alligator pipefish) is the source of this 1364-nucleotide messenger RNA. RefSeq names its product aldo-keto reductase family 1, member A1a (aldehyde reductase) (gene akr1a1a). The record is from RefSeq and is a predicted model, not a curated record. The coding region runs from base 276 to 1250 and encodes 324 amino acids. Gene Ontology annotation, biological process: aldehyde catabolic process. The transcript has 9 exons. NCBI's taxonomy places the organism in Eukaryota, Metazoa, Chordata, Actinopteri, Syngnathiformes, Syngnathidae. Gene Ontology annotation, cellular component: cytosol. Gene Ontology annotation, molecular function: aldose reductase (NADPH) activity.